Molecule: messenger RNA, 2111 nt
Organism: Daldinia decipiens
Lineage: Eukaryota; Fungi; Ascomycota; Sordariomycetes; Xylariales; Hypoxylaceae
Product: putative monooxygenase
Exons: 3
Coding region: 496-1806 (436 amino acids)
Molecular function (GO): FAD binding
Source: RefSeq, a predicted model, not a curated record
CAAAAAAGUAAAAUCUAUAUUAUAUCGAGCUAUAUUUAGGUACAUGGGUAGCAAAUCGUGUAUAAUACGGAGAAACACAACCAGCGAGUUCCAAGAGUCAGAUCAGGUCAGAUAAUCGUAUAUAAUUGGCUCAUACGAGCCAAGUCAAUUAUAUUCGAAGCUGAGGCGUAUCUGGCCGAAUCGUGGGAUUGGCCUAAACCAAUCUAACCUGUCUAUCCCUUGCAUAUGAUUCAAUUAGUGGCGCUACGGUCUUUUGAUACCAUCGCUUGAUAAGGUAUAAAAUAAGCCUUAUAUAUUGCCUAUUCAGUACAUAUCAGUUGUGUGAUCCGGACCUUGGCGUAGAGAGAUACUCCGUCCCUAACAGCUAAAGGAUCGCAACACAUUUGCUAUUACUGGGAUCCUCGUACAUAAAAACGGUCUGUCUGCCACUUUAAUCUGAGCCGAGAUGGCCUAUUUCAUGUCUUUACUAGGAACAAGUUACCCACUAUCGUGGAGAUGAAAGAAACAUUAGAACCAAGUAUGUCGGAAGCUAGAUACAAGCCGAAGGUUCUCAUCGUUGGCGCCGGUCUUGGCGGCCUUACCCUUGCCCAGGUAUUCCGGAAGAAUGGAAUACCAUUUGAGAUCUUCGAGCGGGACGAGCAUGUAGUUGCUAGAUCCCAGGGCUGGUCUCUGACAAUGCACACCAUUUUAGACGAUCUGUCCAAGGCAUUCCCAGAUGAUAUGCCCAACCUAAGGGACGCUGCUCAUCAUCUUAAUCCUCUUAACUUAGAAACUCAAAUCGUUUUCUAUUUCCAUAAUGAGCGUCUCGGCACGGAAGGCUCUCCUUCCACUCCUACUUUACGCGUUAACCGUCUACGAUUCCGGCAGUGGCUAGCAACCGGCAUCAACGUCCAGUAUGGCAGGGUUGCAAAAAAUAUCGAAAGGGUAGGCGAUAAAAUGGUGGUCUCUUUUACUAACGGUACUACCGCUGUUGGUGACAUCUUGAUCGGUGCCGACGGUGCAAACAGCAUUGUAAGAGAGCAUGUACUAGGGAAGCCUAAUAGCGAGGUGUUGAGAAAUGUCCCGCUCAGCUCCAUAACUGGAGAGACCACGCUGAGCGGUGAAUUAUUCGCGCGUCAGCUGGAGAUCGCACAUAGCAUGGCCAUCGUACCAGUUACCAGCGGAGACGGCUGGAACAACCUAUUCAUGGCUCUCACCAAGAUAUGGCCAGAUGGCCAAUCUGGAGAAUUCUCCUGGGUUAUCGCGUGGCACGAUCCUCUCGCUGAGCACACCGGUCGCGCAGCGAUCAACAGUCUUUCUCAGGAGGAACGUCUUGAAAUCGCCAAGAAGAUGACCGCACACAUGGAUCCCAAAUUCAGACGCCUCAUUCAUGAGACAGCCCCAGAAGGCAUUCGGGAAGGUGGCUGGGUUCCAACGGACUGCCAUCUCGACGAGGUACCGCUUGGGAGGGCGAUUCUGCUCGGCGAUGCUGUGCACUUGAUGCUGCCAUUCAAGGCUGAAGGAGGUAUACAUGCGAUGCGUGAUGCGCUCCUCCUGGGCAAGCUAAUAACGGAGCUCGAUGCGUCGGAUGACGCCGCCAUCUACCGCCUACUCAGCACAUUUUAUGGGGAUGUACUCCCUCGGGGGGCUGAAGCUGUUGAACUCUCCAGAUAUUUCCAGCAUAAUUUCAGGAAGGACAAGACUGGUGUUAAAGCUUGGGGGCAUCCGGUUAAGAGCCUGCCGGAUGAGAGGCUGGAAAUUGGACCUGAAGGGGUCCGUAGCGUGUCGAAAGGGAUCUGUAAACUAAUCUUAGUCCCAAGCGUAUAGGAGACGUAACAAUUCCUUCCCAUUGUCAAUAUAAUAUAGUAUAGGUACCUACCUAGGUAUUUAUGUCUUAUUUGAGCCCAUUCAUGUACAUCCUCUAAAAUCAUUUCUUCGCGACUAGUUUCAGCAAGAAGGUGUUGUACGGCUAUGGUACGUAAGGAACACAUUAUACUAUACUAGGUUAAGUCGUUCACCAGAGGAAUCGAGAUUGAAUGCCCACUUAUUGAAGCCCCUUACCUCUCCAAAGAUAGGCCCACCAUAAGAAGGGGUUAAGGGGGAAAAGGGAAAUCCUUCAGUUAAAAGACUCC